This is a messenger RNA of Pseudomassariella vexata, 1797 nucleotides long. RefSeq lists its product as uncharacterized. NCBI's taxonomy places the organism in Eukaryota, Fungi, Ascomycota, Sordariomycetes, Amphisphaeriales, Pseudomassariaceae. The record is from RefSeq and is a predicted model, not a curated record. The transcript has a single exon. The coding region runs from base 1 to 1797 and encodes 598 amino acids.
AUGCCACACCGCAAAAGAGACAGCGCAUCAAAGCAAAACCAGGACUCUGUAGACGAUGCGGAAUGGCGCAGAACACCUGCCUACCUGCCUCCGAGCCCAUCCCGAUCUCCCUACAUGGCUCCGCAGUCGCAAACUCCAGUGCCGCAACAUCGCAUCCCGCCCUCAUUCCUUGCCCGUCUCGGCAUUACAAGCAAGAGAAAGCAUUAUUUGCAGCGCAGGGACCCUACACUUGACUACCGCGACCGCUGGCCGACCGUUACUACUCUGGUAGAACCAGGUUCCAGCUCGCGCUUAUUUGACCUGCCCGACGAAGUAGCGGAGCGAGCACAUCGCCCGGUCAAAGCCAGGGCACUCGAGGCUGUAAAUGCGCCGCUGGAAUGGUUGAACGACCGAUUGGGAAUGGUCCAAGAACGACUCGAGCACAGGAUCGAGCUGGCUGAGGCAAGAGCACAGAAGCGGCCCAGCUUGUCUUCGAGCAGCGGCAAGCCAGGGCAGAGCACCCACCCGUACGACACUGGUGUAGAUGUUGAUGAUGACGACGAGAACGAGGAUGAAUUGCAUCAAGGUGGCAGCAUAGCCGUUACGUCGGGUUCUGAGCCCAGCCCACCAUAUCGGACUGCCUCGCAAACCACUCAUCGUCGUGGGUCAAGUGAGACAACGCAGAAAAGGCGAAAGAAACAUGGGCCCAAACAUCAAAAUCAGGGAUUCAAAUCGGGACAUUCCAAUGCCACGCCAAUCGGUCUAAGCCCAAACCAACACCAGCCUACGCCGCAAUCGCAUUAUCAAUUCCGCACUCAGUUUAACGGCAAGGCCAUUGUCUCUGUUCAGUCAGCAGCCCCCAGGAAGAAAUGGUUCUGGCCUUUCCCAGCGCCAGCCCGAAACUCUCUGCAUUAUGAACGGCCCGAUAUCAAUGUCCAGCAGCCCUCGAGCGAUUGCGAAGAUUCGUUUGAGCCACGCCGCAAGUGGGAGUCGGUCAAGGGUCGCCGAGGAAGCACGUAUCCCCAACGAACGAAUUCCACGCUGAAAACAAAUGGGACUGACAACAGCACCACAGCCUUCCAAGGACAGCAAAAACAACAUGGGCAUCUCGCCGUCCCUUCUGGCAGCCUACGCGCCACACCCAAGGCUUCACCCAAGCCAACCGGCAAAUUGACACCAAAAGACUCUCCAAGAACGUCCGAAAAAGAAACUACCAAACGCAGAGAAAGCGUGACGGUAACACCGCAGCCAUCAGCCGUUCGCACGCAGGGUUCACAACCGUCGAGCGUACAACAACUACUGCCUGCUCCCUCAUUAAUACCAGUCACCACUGCAGGGCAAGUACGCCGUCGCUUGUCGAGCAACAACGGGAACGGUACUGGCACCGGGACCGGGUCUUCAAAUCCAGGUACACCAGUAGCAGAUAGCACGCCACGCUCAGGAGCAAUUCGGCAUCUUCUCAGUUUCGUCAGGGGAUCUCCUCCUAGCAGGGCAGUUAGCCCGCUCGACAUCAACGACAACUCUAACAGUAUACCUACAACGCCACGGCUUCCCAGUCCUGCGAUGCCAAGUCUCAUCAAGGAGGCGGCGCAGUCGAGCCGAGGGAGCCACCGGUUUGGCAGAAGGUCCAGGACACAGAGCAAUGAUGUCGAGACUGGGCCCAGUAGCCAAUCACCGAGGGUCUCCGGGGUAGCGAGACGUGGUAGUGACAAGGGCAGUCAGAGGGACAGCGAAAUUGGUGGGUUCCAAGAAAUUGACGGCAAUAUGAAUGUAAAGAGAGUCGCGACAAGUCGACCUGGGAGUGAUAAGACAGGAUAA